AUGCCGUCAGCGUUACUGGAACAUGCCUCCAUGUCGGAGAUAGCACCGAACAAACAACGAGAUGCUGCGCGACCGAAGCCGCCCCCGAGGGCGCCCCCCGUGUGCCCAACCGACGAUGACGAGACGAUAGAGACGAGGAAGCAAACGCGCACGUUCGACUACAUCUGGCGGUCCGGCGUCGCCGGAGGCUUGGCAGGCUGUGCUGCUAAAACGGUCGUCGCACCUCUCGAUCGUGUCAAGAUCCUCUUCCAGGCGAGCAAUCCGCAGUUCGCAAAGUACACGGGCUCGUGGUUCGGCGUUGUGACGGCAAUGAAGGACAUCCGCUCUCACGAAGGCCUUACGGGGCUGUUUAGAGGACACUCAGCGACGCUCAUUCGAAUCUUCCCAUACGCCGGCAUCAAGUUCCUUGCGUACGAACAAAUCCGCUCCAUGGUGAUCCGUCGGAAAGAACAUGAAACUCCGUGGCGCCGCCUUAUCAGCGGCUCCAUGGCGGGCGUCACUUCCGUCUUCUUUACAUAUCCCUUGGAGGUUAUUCGCGUCCGUUUGGCUUUUGAGACAAAACACGGGGGCUCUUCGCUAGCUGCGAUUUGCCGCCGGAUUUACAACGAGCGCUUUGUGCGGACUUCCCCGGCAGCACAGGCAGCCAGUACCUCGGCAACCGAGGCGGCGGCCGCUUCCCCAGUCGCCGCGAUCGCACCGCGUUCGGGAUUGAUCAAUUUCUACAGAGGAUUCACGCCCACUUUGCUGGGCAUGCUUCCUUACGCCGGCAUGUCCUUCCUUACGCACGACACUGCGGGCGAUAUCCUUCGCCACCCCAGUCUUGCCAAGUGGACGACCCUUCCCCAGCAGAAGAACUCGCCCACGGGAAAGCCUGCACCACUCCGGUCCUGGGCCGAGCUCCUGGCUGGCGGUGUCGCUGGUCUCGUAUCCCAGACUGCUUCGUACCCUCUGGAAGUCAUUCGCCGGCGAAUGCAGGUUGGAGGCGCCGUCGGGGACGGCCACCGACUUCGCAUUAGCGAGACGGCGGCCAUGAUUUUCCGGGAGAAGGGGACGCCGGGAUUUUUCGUUGGUUUGACGAUCGGCUAUGUCAAGGUAGUGCCCAUGGCGGCAGUGGCAUUUUACACGUACGAGAGGGCCAAGACGUGGCUCAGAAUCUAG
This is a messenger RNA of Colletotrichum higginsianum IMI 349063, 1158 nucleotides long. Its product is annotated as Mitochondrial carrier protein. Gene Ontology annotation, biological process: transmembrane transport. The transcript is spliced from 2 exons. The record is from RefSeq and is a predicted model, not a curated record. The coding region runs from base 1 to 1158 and encodes 385 amino acids. Lineage: Eukaryota; Fungi; Ascomycota; Sordariomycetes; Glomerellales; Glomerellaceae.